Suillus subalutaceus is the source of this 1023-nucleotide messenger RNA. RefSeq lists its product as uncharacterized. The transcript has 3 exons. Bases 1 to 1023 code for a protein of 340 amino acids. The record is from RefSeq and is a predicted model, not a curated record. NCBI's taxonomy places the organism in Eukaryota, Fungi, Basidiomycota, Agaricomycetes, Boletales, Suillaceae.
AUGGCCUUCAAAAGCAAAAGUGUCAAGCGUUUCAGUGUUCGUGGUUUCCUCGCAGCGAUCCUGCACCCAUUCAUGACAUCCCCAACCGACGCCCCUGGGGUGUUCACCUUGGGCGAUAGCUGUAACAACGUAGGAGAUUGGCACACGCUGCUCUUGAACAACGAGCUUUCUUCGCAGUGCGAGCUCGAACACAUGGUCUGCUGCAAAUGCACCACCAGCGUCGAACAUGAAUUCUUGCUCCUCCAUUUCCGCCAUCCGACACAACACCACGCUGUCGCUAUCCUAGUGUUGGACAGGACAUCGCGUCCGGAUUAUGCAGAGAAUAAUCAUGGCAAUGGCUCGUUGAGAUCGGUUGGCAUUGGCCAAUCAACCAUAGUCUCCCCCUCGGUAUCUGCAACCCCCGCCCACGAUUCCAUCUUCACCACCCCCAACAACGGCUCUGCCAUCGAAUCAUACCUCACUAAACGAUAUGGCCAGCACAAGUACCUUUUUAACCUCAAGUCGUCGACUUUUCCGCUUCCGCUCUGUUACUGGUACGCCUACACUGUUUGGGAGGCGCUCAAGAGGCUUUUUCCUGGGUGCCGGGAGACAACGCUGAGUGAGGGGCGCUCUCGCUUUUGUGGGCAGGAGGUUAGGAAGGCGGAGAGUGUUGGGGCGGUGUGUGAGCUGUAUCGCGCUGAGUGGGCGCGUUUUGAGAAUGCGGUGGAGGAGAGGAGGAGGGCGAAGGAGGAGGAGGUGCACCGGUUGAGGAUGGAAGGUUUGGUGGAGGGACGGGCUCAACGUCAACCAGAGGUUGACAAAGAGAGGAGGCAUCGAGAGGAAGUGGAGAGGAAAGCAAACGAGGCAGAGAGGAGAGCAGACGAAGAGAGGAGGCAAAGGGAGGAAGAGAAGAGGAAGGCAGAUGCAGAGAGCAGGAGAGCAGACGAAGAGCGGAGGCAAAGGGAGGAAGCGGAGAGGGAGUAUGAGGUUGAACUGAACCGAAUGCAAGCAAGAAUGGCCGAGCUCGAGCGCUGUGCAGUGUGA